CACCUGCGCGCUCGCGGAGGGCGGGCCGCGGGCCCCGGCGGGGAGGCGGGACUUGGCGGAGGCCGGGGAGCGGGCCGGGGGGUGGGGCGAGGGGCGGGGGCCGGCGCCCCGCGGGGAGCCCGGCCACGUGAUGCUCGCGGCCCGGCCGGGCGGCCAGGCGGGGAGCGCGGCGGCCCCCGGAGGUGGCGGCGGGCGCGCAGCCCGGGCCGCGCGGGACCGGCCGCCGUCGGGGCGCGCAUGCCAUGGAGAAGCUGGCGGCCGGGCUGGCCGGCCUGCGCUGGAGCAUGGGCGCCUUCCCGCUGGACCUCAUCGUCAGCCGCUGCCGCCUGCCCACGCUCGCCUGCCUCGGGCCAGGGGAGUAUGCUGAGGGCGUCAGUGAGCGAGACAUCCUGCUCAUUCACUCCUGCCGCCAGUGGACAACAGUGACGGCCCACACCCUGGAGGAAGGCCACUAUGUCAUCGGGCCCAAGAUUGACAUCCCCCUGCAGUACCCAGGGAAGUUCAAGCUCCUGGAGCAGGCCCGGGAUGUGCGGGAGCCAGUGAGGUACUUCAGCAGCGUGGAGGAGGUGGCCAGCGUCUUUCCUGACCGCAUCUUUGUGAUGGAAGCCAUCACCUUCAGUGUCAAGGUGGUGUCGGGAGAGUUCAGCGAGGACAGCGAGGUGUACAACUUCACGCUGCACGCGGGCGACGAGCUCACGCUCAUGGGCCAGGCGGAGAUCCUGUGCGCCAAGACCACCAAGGAGCGCUCGCGCUUCACCUCCUUGCUGCGCAAGCUGGGCCGGGCGGGGGCGCUGGCCGGGGUGGGCGGGCCGGGCGGCGCCGGGGCCGCGGGCGGGGGCGCCCGGCCGGUCAAAGGCAAGAUGCCCUGCCUCAUCUGCAUGAACCACCGCACGAACGAGAGCCUGAGCCUGCCCUUCCAGUGCCAGGGCCGCUUCAGCACGCGCAGCCCGCUGGAGCUGCAGAUGCAGGAGGGCGAGCACACGGUGCGCGCCAUCAUCGAGCGCGUGCGGCUGCCGGUGAACGUGCUGGUGCCCAGCCGGCCGCCGCGCAACCCCUACGACCUGCACCCGGUGCGCGAGGGCCACUGCUACAAGCUGGUCAGCAUCAUCUCCAAGACCGUGGUGCUGGGGCUGGCGCUGCGCCGCGAGGGCCCGGCGCCGCUGCACUUCCUGCUGCUCACCGACACGCCGCGCUUCGCGCUGCCGCAGGGCCUGCUGGCGGGGGACCCGCGCGUGGAGCGCCUGGUGCGCGACAGCGCCUCCUACUGCCGCGAGCGCUUCGACCCCGACGAGUACUCCACGGCCGUGCGCGAGGCGCCCGCCGAGCUGGCCGACGACGGCGCCAGCCCGCGCCGCGCGCGCCUCUGCCUGCCCGCGCCCCCGCGGGGCCCCGCGCCCGCCCGCGCGCCCAGCCCGCCCGGCGACGGCGACCAGGAGUACGUGAGCCCCGACUGGGCCGGCGCGCCCGAGCCCGCCGCCUCGCCCGCCGAGAUCCCCUACGAGGAGCUGUGGGCGCACCAGGCGGCCGAGGGCCUGGCGGAGGGCCGCCCCCGGCCGCCCCCGGGCCCCGACCUCAUCAACUUCGGGACCGGCCCGCCCCGCCUGGAGCCCGAGGCGCCGCCGCCUCCCGUCCCUCCCAAGUCCGAAGCUGUGAAGGAGGAGUGCCGCCUUCUCAACGCCCCGCCCGUGCCGCCCCGGGGUGGCAGUGGCAGCGGCUGGCUCCCUGGCAGCCCCCCGGUGCCCCCACGCUUCCCCAAGCUGCAGCCUGUCCACUCGCCCAGCUCCAGCCUCUCCUACUACUCCUCUGGCCUCCAGGAUGGGACGGGUUCCCGCAGUGGCAGUGGCUCCCCGUCACCAGAUGCCUACUCCCUCUAUUGCUACCCGUGCACCUGGGGAGACUGCAAAGUGGGCGAGUCCUCUAGCCGCCCCCCACCGCCGGGACCCCUGCCCUCCACCACGCAGCCCAGCCAGGCCCCACGGGCCCUCGCAGAGCCCCUGAGCAGUCGAGCUGCCUCCCUCUUGGGGGCUGACGCCCCUGCCAAGACCUACCACGGCUGCCCGCCCCCCCUUCUCAAGCCCUCUCACCCCCAGAAACGCUUUGCUCCGUUUGGAGCCCUCAACCCCUUUUCCGGGCCGGCCUACUCCUCAGGCCCUUCAGCGGCCUCCUCUUCGGGGCCCACGACCGUCUCGGCCGCCCUGGCUACCUCCAGCCCUGCGUGCUCCCCAGGCCCGGGCUCCCCCGGCCCGGCCUAUUCGGCUGCACCCACCUCCUCCUGUCCCACCUCCUCCUCCUCCUCCUCUGAGUGGCAGGAGUCGGCCCUGGAGCCCUUUGACCCCUUUGAGCUGGGGCAGGGAGGUUCUCCAGAGCCCGAGUUGCUGCGCUGUCAGGAGCCCAGAGCUGUGGGGGUACCUGGGCCUGGACCCCGCCUUUCACCUCUUGGACCCCCCAAGGCCUUUGAGCCUGAGGGGUUAGUGCUACGGCAGGUCCCCACUCCACUGUCACCAGCGGCCCCGAAGGGGCUCAAGGCAGGUGGAGCACGCCUCCUCCUCACCCAAGGGCGCCUGGAAGGGCCUCCUGCCAGUCCCCGGGAGGGCGCCAUAGGCUGGGGCGGCCGGGAGGCCUCCUGGCAGCCCCCCGCCGACCUGUCUGCGCUCUCUCUGGAGGAGGUCUCUCGCAGCCUGCGUUUCAUCGGGCUCUCCGAGGACGUGGUGAGCUUCUUUGCCCGAGAACGGAUCGAUGGCAGUAUCUUUGUGCAGCUCAGUGAGGACAUCCUGGCUGACGACUUCCACCUCACCAAGCUUCAGGUCAAGAAGAUCAUGCAGUUCAUCAAAGGCUGGCGGCCCAAGAUCUGACCUUCCCAGCUUGUAGCUGCGCAGCCGAAAGGCUGGCACAGAGGCCCGAGGCCAGCCAUGGUCUGCAGGGGACAGUGCUGCCUGGGAGGGUGCCAGGUAGCCACUCUGUGAAUCCAGGGGAGCCACACUUGGAAAUGGGGUCCUCUGGGACCAGACCCCUGCAUGGGGACGGCUUGCCUUGGAGUGUGCAGAGGACAGUGUGCCGCACCUGCACCUGGCGAGGCACUGGCUGACUCCCAUGGUGGGGUCAAAAGCUGGCCUCAUGGUGACCUAACACCGUCCCACACUCUGAAGAUAUUCACAGACAACUCGCAUUUCUCCAGUUUGUAGGUGCCGGUUAGCAGGAAGGGAGUCCAUAAUUUAAGCACAAAUCCCCCAAGUGCCCUCUCUCCUCUGUGCUCUGGGGGCUUUUGGCCUAAGCUGCCCCAGGGUCGGGGUGCCAAUUUCAGGACCUCUGCACUGCGAUGCCCUUCCCUCCCCCCCUCUGCUGCACCUUGAGUAGGUCCCUGGCCCUGAGCACAGGUGUAUCCAGUACAAGCCCGUGCCUUUCACCUCAGAGCCCCACUCCGGGUUCUGGUUCGUGGGCGCUGACUUUGGAAGAGCACAGCGCUGCUGUUAAUGGACGUAGCUCAUUAGGGAGGCAGAUGCCUACUGGCGCCCUGGGUUCUCCUGAGCUCAGUGCAACUAGCCCUCAUCCUGCCAGGGUGGGUCCAGUCUGCGAAGACUCAGACCCCACGGAAGAGCAGGCUGGUCGGUCGGCUGCUCCUUGAUUCUGACAAGUGGCUUUCAAUCACUCCCGCCUGCACUGGUCUCCUGCCUCCAUCACUUGACUCUGGCAAACACCUGGUGUCCCCUGGUUUCCUGUCAAUAGUCGCAGGUGGGAUGGGUGGGAGGCAGCACAGUGGCUUGGGAAGAACUGCUCUUGCUCACGUGCUUUCGGACAGGCCUUUGGGCCCUGGAUCUCGAGCAUGGUGGUCCGUGGCACCCAGGGCAGGGUGGUCGUGUACAACUGCCUGUCCCCCAUGCUCUUCCCGUCUCACCUGCCCAGGGGUACCAGCCUUCUGCCUUACCCAGCCGACCUAGAUAUUUAUUUCCUGCCUCGAGAAUAGCAAAGCCAUGCUGGUGCCUGUGCCCCAAGCAGGCCUCAGCUCUGAGGGAAGGGAGUCAGGAAACAGCAGAGACCAGUGUGGAGACAUUGGGUUUCCUUGCUGAUCAGGUAAUGAAUCCCCGAGGACUCGUGAAAUAAACGCUAGACGCUGAGGACAGUGCCGGUGCAA
This is a messenger RNA of Myotis daubentonii (Daubenton's bat), 4129 nucleotides long. RefSeq names its product GRB2 associated regulator of MAPK1 subtype 2 (gene GAREM2). The record is from RefSeq and is a predicted model, not a curated record. NCBI's taxonomy places the organism in Eukaryota, Metazoa, Chordata, Mammalia, Chiroptera, Vespertilionidae.